AGUACAGAGGACUGCAACAACAUUGGAAUCUAUCGACUUCUCACCCCUUCGCAACCAUGGACUACAAGUAUACCAGCAUCGACGAAGACAGGCGAGCACGCUCGCACUCCUGGUCGUGGAGAGCGGGAGUCAUUGGAGCGGUACUCACGGGAGCGGCGCUCAUAGCUGCUGUAUCAAGCCUGACGACUUUCGUGAUCAUGACCUCGGCCGGGGUUCAACGGCCUCAACAAUUCUCUUGCGGAGAAACACUCGACGAAGUUCCUUCAACUCCACGGUUCUCUUGCGGAGAAACGUUUGACGAGGCUCAUCAACGGGGCUGCACAUUUGAUGCCCUCACUCUCACCUGGUUGCCUCCCCAAUGCUCGACAUACGGUGCAAAAGAGUUUUUGGAGAUUUCAAAGAGUUCCGGGAAUGGCACAUGGCAGUAUUGGGAGGAGAAAGGCGGCUCAAAUGAGCUUGGGGGCUUCGAAGCAUUGUCGUACCUUCCGACUGGAUCCUCCUACUGGACGACGCAGGAGGAGCACUUGCACCACUGCAUGUGGAUGCUGAUGCGGGUACAUGACGCUGCAACAACGCCCGGCAAACGUUUGGAUUCGAGGUCUUCGUCGUACGAGCACACGAAGCAUUGCUUGGAUAUGCUGGUGGAGCAGGCGAGCAUUGGUGCGGGAGAGAAGCUCUCACAGGUUAUUGUGAACGGACGUUCGUUGGACAUCGGAUGGACUGCGUGCUAG
This is a messenger RNA of Neohortaea acidophila, 731 nucleotides long. RefSeq lists its product as uncharacterized. The coding region runs from base 57 to 731 and encodes 224 amino acids. The record is from RefSeq and is a predicted model, not a curated record. Lineage: Eukaryota; Fungi; Ascomycota; Dothideomycetes; Mycosphaerellales; Teratosphaeriaceae. The transcript has a single exon.